CUCUCUCUCCGCCGUACUCAAAGGAUAAUUUAUUACCUUGCGAUUUAACGUCUUCAUUCGCGAAGAUGUUAUUGCCGCCGACUGGUUCACUGAUUGUUCAUGGUCAAUGUUAUCUUUUGUUCGACAUCCCUCUGCGGCAUUAAAUGGAGGAAACUCGUGUGGGGCGAGGUGGCCGGUGGCUUCGGCGGCACGCCCCUCGAAGAUCCGGUACUGUCGAGUUUCUCGCGAUGUUUAGCUGGUGACAUUCUGUGCGUGUGGCGACGCGUGGCCGCCACGCCGGUCACCUCCGGCCCGGCGGCGGCCGCCACCGCCGCCUCGGCGUCCGGAACUGGCAUCUACGACGUGGGCAUCUCACCCUCGCCGGCGCCUCCACCGCUCUCCCUCACCGCCGCCAAGGAGCUCUGGAUCUUCUGGUACGGCGAAGAACCUGAUCUCUCCGGUCUAGUAUCGCCGGAGCUCAUCGCUUGCGAAAGCGAGCAAGGUUCUUGGGAAAGCGGAUUGUCGUACGAAUGCCGGUCACUUCUCUUCAAGGCUCUGCAUAACUUGAUUGAACGGUGUUUGCUAUCCCGUGACUUCGUUCGCUUAGGAAAGUGGUUUGUGCAACCUUACAAUGGCUACGAGAAACACCGUUGCAGCAGCAGCCACCUGUCGUUCUCGUUUGCAUUCUUUGUUCAUGGAGAAAGCACUGUAUGCGCGAGUGUGGAUGUUAGGCAGCAUCCUGCAGUGCGAUAUCUUACAAAGACAUGUCUACAACGUACCCAGACCUCCCAAUCUGGCGUUAAGGUGAUCCUAGCUCCUUACGGACUAGCGGGUACAUUAACGGGUCAAGUGAGCCGUAUGGAUAGUCAACUUCUUGAAGAAUGGAAACAUUUCUAUCCGAUCAGUACUGGCAGUAACCCGGAGACCGGGCUUCCGCCUCUCGUGGAGGUUCUCGUCGGUGGCGUGCGCAUGCGUUAUCCCUCUUGUUACGUCUUAGUUACGGAUAUGGAUGAUACGCCACCAGAAACUCCUCUUUCGCCUCCGAGUAGUCCCAUUAUUUGCGAGAGACCCCUCUUAACGCAACAGGAACUAAGUGCAGCUACCGAAUUGCCAGAACGCGUGUGGGCAGAAUGUACUUUGAGUUCACCAGUGUCUGCUUCCAAGACAGAAUCUUCCAUGGAACCUGGAACCUGGACGUUUGUGGAACCGACGCAAAAGUCUUCCUGUACCUGUUCAUGUUCGAAGUAUACGACCCCCGGGGGUUGGAAGAGCCUGGCCUCCUCUCAGGUUCAGAGGGAGAGGGUAGAUAAAGGUGGACGGAGGGUCGUACCGUUUCACCGACGCUCUACCACCCAGUGGGACGCUUGUCCCUCUGUCCCUGCUAAUGCCCCCAGGUCGGUACUGAGUAGAACGGAAGCACCUAGUACACCACCAGGUGGUCCACCCUCAUAUUCGCGUGGACCACCAACAGGAGGAGAUUGUUUACCGGUACCGUCGGUCGGCUCGCCAGGUUCCCCGGCGCCUUCACCUCUUCUUACUCCGCAUUCUGAGCCAGCGUCGGUUCCACCCGCGGAGCCUACGAUGCCGACUCUCAGUCCGCAGCCUCCACCAAGUCACACGAACACUGCCCCACCUUUAACUCCGUCGCAAGGGCCCAAGUCUAUUUCUUCCGCAUGCAACAAUCAGGUGCAUAGUCCGUCGGUUCCUGGACCGAUAUUGAAACGACCAAUCUUGGUGUCCAGAGAAUACGAAGGCGCUCUCUUGGAGGACGAGCAACCACUGUCCUGGCUCUACGAUUACUCGCUCCAGGAAGCAUGGCUGAAUCAUCCUGUGAAGCGCUUCAAAGCUAUGAAUGUCAGUCCGCCGAUCAAUCGAAGUAACACUUUGUAUCCACCGAUGAAUUCUCAAACACUCCAAUCUCAAGCUCCUAAACUGGAAAUUAAACAAGAACCUGUUGCGGUUGGUGAAUGCAUCGGAAGAAGAACAGAUCCAUAUGAAUUUGACGCAACAGGAGAAGAAAAUGGCACGAAUGUCGAUGGUCUCAGACGACAAAGGGACGAUCCAUCGAAACCGGGAUCUCUCUUCACCAGCGAGGGCCUCCAGCCAUCGUACAAAGAUCUAGAUCAAAUAUUCGACAAUUCCGAUCCCGACACUUCUAGCGAUGAAACGAAUUUGAAUCAGCUGCAGAUACAAACACCACCAGGUUCGAAUAAAUCUAGUGGAUUGCACGAAGAGACGAGAGUGGAUGGUGCAAACAAGAAUAAUAAUCGAGGAGUCACGGUUCUACGACCGGAAGAACUAUCCAAGAUGUUUCCAACUCCACCUUCUCUAGAGCAUAAUCCCGUUGCCUCGCCUUGCCAGCUGAGCGAUCCCCUCAUGGACCAGACUGAGCUACUGAUUCCUUCGCGACCACUCAGACAUCUGCCUGACAUUUAUCCCAAUAUGGGCUCUCCACAAGAAGAAUCAAUCGACGAUUGGUCGUACGUGUUCAAGCCGGCGAUCAUCUGUAAGAUGGUCGGUUCUUCCAAAUACGCACCCCUCACGAAUCUGCCUAGCCAAUCUCUGCCAUCCGUCACACUGCCAUCGCACUGCGUGUACAGACCUUCCUGGCAGUGCAAUUCUGCUUCCACCAAUCAGGCGGACAAAUCUCUUCCACCAACUAGACCCGGAUCAGUACAACAACAGCAGCAACAACAACAACAGCAGCAACAGCAACAGCAGCAGCAACAACAGCAGCAGCAGCAACCUUGCCCACAAAGUCCGGCGCCACCCUAUCGUUCGGCCACUCUAUCCGGUAGGCCACCCCCACCCCCGUACGACCAACCCAGUCCGGCUACUUCCACUACUUCUUCAUAUCUUAAUAAAAAUCUCAAUAGCAUUGAGGCAGAUACACCAGGACCCGCUCGUGCGCCCGAAUCAAAUUCCCUUGUGGUGAAUAUUCUUCUUGGUGACACCGCACUCAACAUCUUCCGCGAUCACAACUUUGAUAGCUGCAGUUUAUGUGUAUGCAAUGCUGGGCCCAAGGUCGUAGGCAAUAUUAAGGGUGCCGACGCAGGCGUUUACCUCAGUAAUUCAUGGGCAAACUCUGCGCCCAACCAGGAAGACGAUCAAAUCAGAUGUAGUUGCGGUUUUAGCGCGGUGGUGAAUCGUCGACUUGCACACCGAGCAGGCUUGUUCUAUGAAGAUGAGAUGGAGAUCACAGGUGUCGCCGAGGAUCCGGCGGAAAAGAAGAAAGGCUCACUCACUGCAAUCGCAUGUCCCGGAGCGAAAACCACUCCAGACGGCCUCGACAUAAUACCACCGAACGUUCUUGAGUUAUUACGCGAACAAUGCUUGAUUGUGCAAAGUUCAGCUAGCAGUCUGUAUAGAGCAGCUAGGAUAUGCGCUACCACAAAAAGUUACCCGACGUUAACACCGACAGUGAACACUCUGGAGUUCAACGAUGGCAACGAGGUGUGUGUCGCAGCGCUCGAUCAAGGCAAACUCGACGGCGUGCAUAAUGAAAGAACAGCGCGCGUGAACGGUGUCCACCGAUGGGUAUUCCUCAGGGCGCGAGGUCCCCAAUGUAGCGGCGACAUCGUGCGAAUGAUGAGGUCGCUGCAACCGCUGCUCCAAGAUGCGGUACAGAAAAAAUGUACAACUCGCAUGUGGGAGGCACCGUAUACCGUUGCUGGACCGCUCACGUGGCGACAGUUCCAUCGUUUAGCCGGCCGUGGCACCGACGAUCGUUGCGAACCACAACCGAUACCUGCUCUAGUCGUCGGAUACGAUCGCGAUUGGUUAUCGUUAUCACCAUACGCGGUUUGCUUCUGGGAAAAACUGUCGCUAGAACCAUUUGCCGGGCCUCGAGAUGUCGCUUAUGUGGUUGUUGCGCCUGACAGCGAUUGCAUCGUCAAUAGAGUCAAGUCGUUCUUCCGGGAGCUGUCCUGCACAUAUGAGAUUUGCCGGUUAGGAAGACACACGCCAAUCUCGAAACAGUUGCGCGAUGGAAUUCUACGCGUCGGCAAGUCUACCGUGCAAAAACUGACGAAACAACCAAUGGACGAUUGGUUCAAAUUUUUAGGAGAGAAUCAUAUAGGCGAAUUAUUGAGGCUAUACGCCCAAGCAUGUAAUCAUCGAUUGGCUCCAUAUCUGACACAAGUCAUACAAGACCGUAGUUUGUUAGAUCCCAGUGAUUCACAAUCGACCAAUAAACAACAGCAACAACAAUCCACAACAAUUCCCAUUUCCGAUACGAUGCCAGCUACGCCAGAUGUAUUAACGACCAAACCCGAAUCUGUCGAAGGGGAGAAUCCAAGAAGUGAGACUCCCUCUUCGAGCACAACGACCAAUCAAACCACUACUAAUACAACAGGUAAUACAACACCGACUUCGCAAACCACAAGCAACACGACACCGAUUACUACGACUACAGGUCCGGACGAAGAAGAGAUCGAACCUCCGGCGAUCGUUGUCUACUUUGUCGAACCUUUCUCGUUAGGCGGCACUGAAGAUCCUGACCGACGACGACUCGCCAUUCUGGCUCUCUUGAGAGCUUAUUCUUCCGCGAUUAAUAGCAUGCCUGAGAAUAUGAGAUCAAAUAUUCACGUUCAGAUUAUAUCCUUAGAAAGCAUAAUGGAAUUGGGUCGAGCUCGAGAAAGACGAAAGAUUCAGGAUGAGAUGAGAGCCUUGGCGUUGAACGUUUUCUUACAAGGACGUCGAUUGCUGAAUCAUAAUUCUACGGUGAAAAGCCUCACCGGUUUCGGUACUGCCGCCGCUGCGGAUCUCUUCCUCAAGAGUAAAGAUUCAUUUAGUAAUACUCUUGCAACUAUACAUCAGGAACGGAACAGGGCGCCUUACCGCCUUUACGCACCGGCUUUCGUGCUAGCACCAUUGCGGGCGAAGAGCGAAGCUCCCGAAUCGUUCGGCAUGGCGAGGCCAGAGGAAUGCGCGGUGCUUUACUUGAGCUACUGUCUGAGCGAGGAUCAAUCUUGGCUGUUGGCGGCCGCAACCGACGAUAGAGGCGAAAUUUUCGAGACCGCUACCAUUAACAUCGACAUACCCAAUAGAAAAAGAAGAAAACGCGCUUCGGCUAGGCGCAUUGGACUUCAAAAACUCAUGGACUUCAUAUUGGGCGUUAUGUCUCAGGGUGUACAACCAUGGAGACUGGUUGUGGGUCGAGUCGGACGUAUCGGGCAUGGCGAAUUGAAAGGAUGGAGUUGGUUACUUUCUAGAAAAGCACUUCUGAAAGCAUCGAAGCAUUUGAAGGAAAUAUGCGGACAGUGUAGCCUCUUGUACCCUUCGGCAGCACCUUGCGUACUCAGCGCGUGUUUAGUUUCUCUGGAACCGGACUCCACUCUGAGAUUAAUGGCUGAUCAGUUCACUCCCGACGAGAGAUUCAGUCAGGCGUCCGUAAACUGCCAGUUAUCCACACCUCAAGAUGUCACGUGUACUCAUAUACUUGUUUUCCCUACAUCAGCUACCACUCAGUCAUCGCAAACUGCAUUUCAAGAACAGCACAACGUACCCGAAUUAGGAGACGACGAAUUGUUCUCCGCUCUAAACGAUGACAUGCCGGAAGGCAUGGAGGCAAUGGGAGAUUUCAACGAUAUAUUCAAUGUUUGGCCUGAACCUGGUGCAGGUGGUGGACAAAGUCCGAGCGGAAGUCCGCAUCGUCCUGAAGGAUCACCGCAUGGAGGAGACGGCGGUGGAUCAGGUUUAGGCAAUCAUGACGGUCCUGGUAGUCCCUUUCCAUGCAGCAAUACGCCAAGAACAACGACAACUGAGCAAGCAGAAGAGGUUGGUACUCUUCUACAACAACCGCUUGCUCUUGGUUACUUAGUGUCAACUGCGCCAACAGGACGAAUGCCACCAUGGUUUUGGGCAGCUUGUCCACAUCUUGAAAAUGUUUGCCCGGUAUUCCUCAAGAACGCGUUACAUCUACACAGUCCUGCGAUACAACAAAACAGCGAUGAUUUACUUCAGCAACAGAACGCACCCACUGCUCAUCCAUUGGAUUCGCAAUAUACCACUGACGUACUUAGGUACGUGUUGGAAGGGUACAAUGCACUGUCGUGGCUCGCACUGGAUGCGAACACCAAGGAUCGACUGUCCUGCUUACCAGUGCACGUACAGGCGCUCAUGCAUCUCUACCAUGCGACAGCAGCUCUCGUCUGACCCACACCCUCUCCCAUUGUAGUGCAGUAUAUGCACCUCUCUCACGCACUCCUUAUUGUACCGUCACUCGGGGCUUUACGAGAGCAACUGAUUUCCUAUGCCCUUUACCUAUACUACGUUAGUUAGGUACUUAGAGAGAAAGAGAUUGUCUAGGUACAGAGUACGAUCCUUCUCGACCAUAACAUACAUAAAGAGAACCGAGCUUUUUUUAUACUCGGACUCUGAUCAAUAUACAAGGUAGCGCAAUGAAAAUGCAAGGCUGAAAUAGCAGAAUCUGAUGAGAACGAACCAGCGACUCUCUUUACCAUUUUUCUAUUAUAACAGGCGAAAUAGAUUGUACUUUGUGUUUAUGAUCGUAUCUCGUAUUUCGUAAGGAAAAAUGAACUGCGCAUCCAAUACGACCAUUGUCAGUGAAAACAAAUGUGGAAUUUUGCGAAUGGUAGAAGUGAGGAUGCAAGUAAUGAGAGACACUGCGAGAAAGAAAGAUAGGACAAGAGAGAAUGAGGAUGAAA
Pogonomyrmex barbatus (red harvester ant) is the source of this 6647-nucleotide messenger RNA. RefSeq names its product mediator complex subunit skuld (gene skd). The record is from RefSeq and is a predicted model, not a curated record. Gene Ontology annotation, cellular component: mediator complex. Gene Ontology annotation, biological process: positive regulation of transcription by RNA polymerase II. Gene Ontology annotation, molecular function: transcription coactivator activity. Lineage: Eukaryota; Metazoa; Arthropoda; Insecta; Hymenoptera; Formicidae.